AUGGUCCUGCAGGUCCCUGUGACCCUGUGGACAGCAGCUCUGAUGGUGUUAGUGAUGGUGUUGAGCAAACCUGUGGUCCAGGGCAGGACCACUCCAGAGAAUUACCUGCUCCGGGCGCUGCACGAGUGCUACGCGGUUAACGGGACCCAGCGCCACAUAAUGAGAUGCGUCUUCAACCGCGAGGAGUUCAUGCGCUUCGACAGCGACGUGGGCGAGUUCCGCGCGCUGACCGAGCUGGGCCGGCCCUGGGCCGAGUCCUGGAACCGGCAGAAGGACUACAUGGAGCGAAGGCGGGCCGAGGUGGACACGGUGUGCAGACACAACUACGAGCUCGACCAGGACUUCACGGUGGAGCGCAGAG
This is a messenger RNA of Nannospalax galili (Upper Galilee mountains blind mole rat), 361 nucleotides long. RefSeq names its product HLA class II histocompatibility antigen, DP beta 1 chain-like. Gene Ontology annotation, molecular function: MHC class II protein complex binding. Gene Ontology annotation, cellular component: membrane; MHC class II protein complex. The annotation marks the transcript as partial. The record is from RefSeq and is a predicted model, not a curated record. The transcript has 2 exons. NCBI's taxonomy places the organism in Eukaryota, Metazoa, Chordata, Mammalia, Rodentia, Spalacidae. Gene Ontology annotation, biological process: positive regulation of T cell activation; antigen processing and presentation of exogenous peptide antigen via MHC class II; immune response.